CGAGAGGCGCGACGGGGGCGUGGCGAGGGUGAGAGUUGUCUCCAUCCGCCGCUGGUGAACAAAUUGUGAAGCGGCCCCGCGGAGGAGCCGGAGCUAUGGCGGGCGCGGAGGAGACGGGAGCUCACGACGGGAAACGUCGGAAGACGUAUCAAGGCACCCACAAGGCCAUGCGGGACGGCGUGUGGCACAGUUUGGCGCCAGCCGUCGCAGAGUGCGGUCGUGCCGCUGCGGUUCUCUGCGGCAAAGAACGACUCAAGUACGUGAGUCUGGCCGUGCUGGUCGUGCAGAAUGCGUCGCUCAUCCUCAGCAUCCGCUACGUGCGCACGCUGCCCGGAGACAAGUUCUUCUACACGACGGCCGUGGUGCUCGCCGAGCUGCUCAAGAUGCUCACGUGCCUCGUGCUGCUGCUGCUGCAGCAUCGCGGCAACGUGUGCGAGUGGCUGCGGUACCUGUACGAGUCGAUCGUGCUGCAGCCCGCGGACACGCUCAAGCUGGGCGUCCCCGCCGUCAUCUACACCUUGCAGAACAACCUGCAGUACGUGGCCAUCUCCAACCUCCCCGCAGCCACCUUCCAGGUCACCUACCAGCUGAAGAUCCUGACGACGGCGCUCUUCUCGGUGCUGAUGCUGCACCGCUCGCUGUCGCGGGCGCAGUGGGGGUCGCUGCUGCUGCUCUUCUGCGGGGUGGCGGCCGUGCAGGUGCAGCAGGUGGGCGGCGGCGAGUCCUCGACCGCCGGCGGCGACCAGAGCUACCUCAUCGGACUCGUCGCCGUCAUCAUCUCCUGCGUCUCCUCGGGCUUCGCCGGAGUCUACUUUGAGAAGAUCCUCAAGGGCUCGGGCGGCUCGGUGUGGCUGCGCAACGUGCAGCUGGGACUGUACGGCACGGCGCUCGGCCUCUUCGCCAUGUGGUCCAAGGACGGCGCGGAGGUGGCGCGGCUCGGCUUCCUGCACGCCUACUCGCCCGCCGUGUGGGCCGUGGUGCUCAACCAGGCCUUCGGCGGCCUGCUGGUGGCCGUCGUCGUCAAGUACGCCGACAACAUCCUCAAGGGCUUCGCCACGUCGCUCUCCAUCCUGGUCUCCACCGCCGCCGCCGUCUUCCUCUUUGACUUCCAUGUCGACUGGCUGUUCGCGACCGGGGCGGCCAUGGUGAUCGGCGCCGUUUACAUUUACAGCCUCCCGCCGCGGCCCAGCGCCGCCGCCGCCAAGAAGGAGGAUGAGAAGGGCCCGGUGGGGGCGACCGUGCUGUCCGUAAAGUCGUGAGCGCUGGCGGUAGCGGGGGAGGGAAGGGGAGGGCCACGGGAAAAGGGGGGAGGGGGGGGGGUGAGCGUGUUAGACAAGAUGUGCACAGCUCGCUCACUCCGUCGCUCGCUUCAUCGCUCGCUCCUCGGCUAGUCAUGGCCGUACAGGAGGAUCGGAGUCAUGGCUGGUGCCGGAGGUGCAGCGGCGGUACCGGAUCCGGCCGAUGAGAUGCAUUCUGGACGCUCGCGACACGCGCGUAAAAUCGUGCACGUUCGAUCGUCGAGUGGGCGGGCGAGUGGGUGAGCGAGUGGGUGGGCGAUUGGGUGAGCGAGUGGGUGAGCGAGUGUAUGGGCGAUUGGGUGAGCGAGUGGGUGGGCGAUUGGGCAAGCGGUCGAGUGGGUGAGGUGGCUGGGUGAGAUCAGAGACAAUGAGCCGGCACGGCUGAAAAAAACGGGUUCAACCGCCAAACAACGGUGAUGAAAUCCGGCUUCUCCAUUGCAGCGUGAGUUGAUGGUCUCAGUAGCCCAGCGACCAUUGAACAAAAAAAAAAAGCCUUUGUAUUUAAAAAAAAAAUGUAAUCUAAUUUUGUUGAGUCCAGCUCUGAGGACUAACAAUCUCAGCUUUACCUGUUGGAGGUUUCUUGAAGAGACUCCAGAAGUAGUCCUGUGAUGUCAUCGUCUGGGGGACUGUCCACUGUGAGGGUUGUACGUGGACAUACAUUUGUCUCUUGACGUGUCGCAUGACAUCGGUGCAAUUCGACUACGAUUUAUAGCGGGUGGGCAGACUUAUUGUUUGGGAUGGAGCACUUUUCAAUUAAAAACUUGUGCCCUAUUAUUUCUAAUGAUUACGAUUUUUUUUAUAUUUACACUAUUUUUCUGUCAGACAAUGUAAAUGUUUGGUGUACAUUUUGAUAGAUUUUUACAGACUUACUCGUGACCAAACCAUAGCGCACUAUUUGAGCCGAGUAAAUAAAUGAGACUCAACUUCGUUCGGUGAGAAUCGUUGAACUGGAAGAUUUUGCACGCACUUCAUUCUUUUCAUUAUUUCCGAUUUAACCGACCUCAUUCCACGCUCCGCUACCCCGUGACUCCAGCCCUCAUCUUCCUGCCUUCCCCUCCUCUCCGUUAGCCGGCUCCGCGCCUGCCGAGCGAUCCGUUGUGCGAGCGAAGGAAAUCGCUGUCGCGCCUGCGAAGCUUUGACCCUCGCCCGCAACUGCUUUUGCCCACACCUGGACGCGAACAGUUGCGUCAUUCGGGAUUGUCGCGGCCAGUCACGGCUGUCGCUGAGCGUGCCGCCGCGUGAGAGUCGCGCAGCUAAUCGCUGCGGUGUGGACGUGGUUUUAAUUCUCUUGUGUGCACAUCUGGGGGAGGGGGAGCUGCCACGGUGUGCCGUGGUGAUCACGAGCACGCCGGCCUCGCCAUCCAAAGGGGGCGACGGUUUGAUUCCAUCUGCCGGCGCGGCAGAUGGAACGACGAUGCAAGUUUCUCAAAUCCCCCCCCCGCUCCACAUCGCCUCUGUCCACCCAGCAGCAAUGCGAAUUAAUUGAUCAUCUUCAAUCAAUCGGCAGGUCGCACGUGGUGGGGGUGGUUAAAUUGUGCGGACGCCCACUUCUUCCAUCACGUCUGGUCAAUGUGGAAGAGUAGACCAAAUACCAUCUAGGGCUCCCUGUGCUAGAGGCCCUUCUGCCAGCAGUGGUAUAAGUAAGUAAUUGCAGACCUGCACCUUUACCUUAAAAAAACACAAAAAUCUGACACGUGCCAGAUUCCGGAGGGGAGGCGGUGGCAUUGUUAGUUUUCUAUUUUCACCGUGACAUUAAAAGCCAGGGAUGGAUAUUUUUUUGGUGGGAUUGUGGAUUUGAAAAUGAAUCUGCGUUCCUGCGUUCCCUGUUUGUGCCAAAUCGGCACUGUAAGCUGACGCGUCAUUAUUUUAAGACAACGAUUGAGUUCGGGGUCGGUCAGUCGCUGAUCUCACGGCGGACGAGUGCCAUCGGAUACUGGGGUUGUGCCGCAUCGCCAAAACAAAACGGUGACGCCGUCAAUUUUUGUGAUACCGUCUACGCCGAUAUUUUGAUACAAAAUAAGCUCGGCGAACAGAUUCUUACCGAUCCAGGCCGAGGGCAAACUCGACGCGUUUGUCACGGCGCCGUCUUCAUUAACCUUCGUCGAGUGUGGGAGCUCGCUCUGGCUUCUGCCGGUGACCUCUGUAUGACCUACGACCUGAUGCGUGUAUGCAAUCUAACCCAAAAAAACCUGAAUUAUGGAUGAUAUUGGUCGCGAAAGCCUACGUGCUGAACUGACCUGAUGUAGGCUUAACGCUUGGGUUUUUUGCAGCCGAUAUUCGGAUCCGUGAGUGAUUUGUGGGUUAGGCCACUUAUUGAGCUGGCGAAGGUUUGUGUUUUCAAGACUGUCCACCACCCAGCGCAGACAAAAAAAUGUAAUGUCACGUUAAUAAGCUUUUAACGAUGGGCCAACUAUCAUUGUUCCGUUCACCGGCAAGUUGAACAAUUCUCAAAACUAAUCGGACCUGGACCUUUUUAUUCUGACUUCCUGAAUCUGGUCCUGAAGAUGCUUUUAAUAACAACCCCUGUCAUUUUCUCCACCACUUUCAUCUUAGGCACAAUUUUAUAAUUGCUGUAAAGUGCCUUGGAAUAAGGCGCUGUGCAAGCCUACAUCAGAUAAGUUUCAAGCGAAACGUCGCGAAUCUAAUUGAGUUAAAUAUGGCUGUGAGAAUUCUUCCCUGGCGAGUGAGCUGAAACUAUCACCAUUGGCCCGUUAAACGCCUGUACUCGUGACCACUUACUUUGGCCGCGUCAGGUGACGGGGAGGGUCUUAACGGCACGAAUUGACCUCGGAUCAUUAUCACGUGGCCUGCCCCAAAACAAAUCGAUUACGAACCCGAUGUAGGUCAAACUUGGGAGUGCCAACAGCGAAUGUUCAACCUGGGCAGUAAGACGGAUUCUCCGCUAGUUUCAAGCGUAUCAGUCCAUGAGGGCGAUCACAUUUGCGGGCCUUCUCUACAGCAGCCGUCUCGAUCCUUGCCGCCAAUUUUGGCACGUUCAUUCCCUCCUCUUCCAUCCCGGCGCGCGCACUCCUCUUAACUCGUGGGUGCCGAACGCGUUCGUUCAUAUGUGGCGUCCGUCCGGCUUUAACGAACGGAGACAUGAUCCGUUAGGAACGAAACUCGAGUCGUGAAGUCGCGUCGCUCUUCGGGGACCCGGCCCGGGAGAAAACCGGACAGACUGGUGGUCAGAGCGACUCCCGCGCCCUCCCCCGAAGAGCCGCUGCUAUGCGAGCCCCGUGGCCUCACCUCGGCCUACGGUCGCGCAGCUCCCCGUGCGGCCGACGCGCGCACACGCGCGCAUUAGAACUCGCGAUGGAUUCCGUUCGUGCGAAUUGUUCCGCGUUGGCGUUCGACCGACACGCGCGCCUGUACUUACUCUCCGAUGUUUCUCACCAUUGCAGGAGGAAGCGUUCCUUCCGAUGCAGUUGCUUCCCACUUUGUUUACACUGCGCCGAGGCGUACGGACGGCGUUGCGCGUUCAUCAUUUAACGCGGAGCACGGUUGCAUGAUUUUCAUUUUGAAAAAUGUCUCAUUUUCAUAUUUAGUUUUGAUUGUAUAUUUGAGCUGCAGGCCCCGCCACGGGUGCAACGCCAGGACCCUCGGGGAACCCGUUCCGAAACCGAGGGCCGGCCGGUCGCUCGUGACAUCGGCGCCAUCCAAAAAGUCGCACGGCAAACGAGAACGCGCCGUUUACACCGAGUGUACAGAGGGCCUUUGCCAGGGUCACGAGCGACUCGGAGCCGUGCUUUAUCGUUUCAUUUGGCGAGUCCCGUUGAGCUAAGGAGCUCCGUUACAAGGACCGGCCACAGCCCACGAUCGUCGGCAGGGCCGGCAGUUACAGGACCUCGCACGGUGGGAAUGUGCAAACUCGCGAGCGAGAAAACAACAAGCUAUUUGCACGAGCGACUGAGAACGGUAGUAAUGUUAGAAGCCACGACGUUGUUGCCACGUC
This is a messenger RNA of Petromyzon marinus (sea lamprey), 5250 nucleotides long. It is a transcript of the gene SLC35A2, whose product is annotated as solute carrier family 35 member A2. Gene Ontology annotation, biological process: pyrimidine nucleotide-sugar transmembrane transport. Gene Ontology annotation, molecular function: pyrimidine nucleotide-sugar transmembrane transporter activity. Gene Ontology annotation, cellular component: Golgi membrane. The record is from RefSeq and is a predicted model, not a curated record. NCBI's taxonomy places the organism in Eukaryota, Metazoa, Chordata, Hyperoartia, Petromyzontiformes, Petromyzontidae.